This is a messenger RNA of Rhincodon typus (whale shark), 1596 nucleotides long. It is a transcript of the gene ttll12, whose product is annotated as tubulin tyrosine ligase-like family, member 12. The coding region runs from base 1 to 1581 and encodes 526 amino acids. The transcript is spliced from 12 exons. Gene Ontology annotation, biological process: protein modification process. Lineage: Eukaryota; Metazoa; Chordata; Chondrichthyes; Orectolobiformes; Rhincodontidae. The record is from RefSeq and is a predicted model, not a curated record.
AUGGUGUCAGUGUCUACAAGAUUGUCUUCAGUGCAACAGGGUCGUACAUUCCUUGUACUCAUUUUUUUAAUUGAUCAUGCCUGGACAUACCGAGUGGAUCAAGCUCGCCAGCAGUUAUGGGAGAUUCCUGGCUUACUCCACAGGAUGGCCAUCCUCACUGGCAUCGAAUUCCACGGAGAGGUUCCUGAUGAUGAUAUAAUUGACGAGGUGAUGGCAGAGAUGUGGAGGUUCAGCCACACAUACCAGCUGUCUCAGGGGUCUGCUGAAGAACAAGUGCCAAUUUGGUACGCUAUGGAUGAGUUUGGAUCUCAAAUCCAACACUCGGAUGAACCAACUUUUCGGACUGUGCCAUUCUUUUAUGGACCAGGACAGACUGCCUUCAAUUUGUUAUGGCCAUUGAGAGAUCUCGAACAUGGUGAAGAGGUAACAUGGGAUCAUGCCCAUGGCGAACAAAAUCCACUCCUCAGAAAAUGUAGGCUGUUGCCUUGGGAGCCAGCAGAUUUGAGGGACGUUAACGCAAGUAUCUGUGAACCUCCGGAGGCAUAUUACAAAACUGUUUUCGCGAACAAUAAAGAAGUUUUGCCACUUCCAACAGAGCCAUCAGUUUUUGAGAAAGAUAAAAUUUUCAAGGUGUACGCAGAAUUAAAGCAAGUGUUGGACAAUUUAAAUUCCCCACGCUUUGUGUUCACAGAAAAUGAAAAUGAGGCAGAUGUUCUUUACUUGUACCGCCACUUCAAAGACUACAGGACUUUGAGUGAGCAGAGGCCCCACGUUAUAGUGAAUCAGUUUCCUUGUGAAAACCUGGUGACAGUGAAGGAUUGCUUGGCUGCUGUGUCGAGGCGCACUGGAGGAGUGAAUGGCCCAAAGUGGCUACCCCUUACCUAUAACCUUUGCACAGAGUUACCUCAGUUUAUUAGCUGCUAUCAACAACGCAAAGACAGGGGAGAGGACAACCACUGGAUUUGCAAGCCUUGGAAUCUUGCUCGAGGUCUAGACACACACAUUACUAACAACCUCAACUACAUCAUUCGUCAAAGAGAGGGUACACCAAAGGUGGUAUGCAAGUACAUUGAGAAUCCAGUGCUGUUUGAUAGAGAAGAUGUAGAAGGAUUGGUUAAAUUUGACAUUCGAUACAUUGUCCUACUUCGUUCAGUCCAGCCAUUGCAGCUGUAUGCGUACAAUGUAUUCUGGCUUCGCUUUUCCAACAGGCCUUUCUCACUGCAUCAUUUCGAUGAUUAUCAAAAGCACUUUACUGUGAUGAACUAUGUUGAUGAAACUCAACUUAAGCAGGUCCACUAUAAUGAAUUUAUUCCGAUGUUUGAGAAGCAAUACCCCAACUAUUCCUGGAAGAAAACAGAGGAAGAAAUACAUAAAUCAUUUGUUGAACUGUUUCGAGUGGCUACAGCCAAAGAUGCUCCUUUUGGUAUCUGCAAUUAUCCAUCAUCCCGGGCAAUAUAUGCUAUUGAUCUCAUGUUGAAAUGGGACACAGACAGUGAUGGUAAGUGUUUUAUCCCUUUGAAUUUCUGUGGUUGGGAUGGGAUGCAUACAGCCACCAAGCCAAUUAUAAAAACCAGGAUGUGAACAAACAUUAUUUUU